CUUCCUCCUCGCCAUGGCCUGGCGGUCGUUCAACGCGCUCGUGAAUGAUCCACAACUGCUCAUCUUCGAUUCGCGCGAGCAAUCGGACUUCGCGGUGGCCCACAUCCGGAAUGCUGUGUGCGUGCGCGUCAAAGGUGCGUCGCUCGAGUAUGUGAUGGGCGCGGUCUGGUCCCAGGAUUACUGGUGGGGAAGGGAUGUUCUUCUUGUUCCUGGGGUUUGGCCGACGAAGGAGGAAAAGAAAGAGAAAGAGAAAGAGAAGAAGCGCAAGGCAAGCGAAGUGAUUGUCGAUCCAGUUGCCAAGUUUUUAAUGGAGGAGAAUCGUGUCAAGUCUCUCAAAAUCAUGGAAGAUGAGGAAGGCAGGGACCCGUUUGCCUGUUUCUCAAAGCGAUAUCCUUUUAUCAUAUGUAAGUCUGUCAAACCUUGGGCGAUUCCAAGCUAUCCAGCUGAGAUUAUACCUCGGUUCCUAUACAUGGGAACUUGGGAACACGCGAACUCCGUGCCCAUUCUCAACGAUCUUCACAUAACAUACGUAUUGACUGCUCAUACCGAGCGUUUAAAGGAAAUCAAAGGAUGCACUCACAAGUACUUCGACAUUUUUGAUGAACCGAACGCAAAUAUAACUCAGUAUUUUGAACCGGCAUUCGAGUUUAUAGAGGAGGCAAAGAGAGCGAAAGCUCGGGUGCUCGUCCACUGCGGCGCUGGAGCCAGCCGCUCCGUGACCUUGUGCGCUUACUACCUGAUGCGUGUCAACCACUGGGGAGUUGACGAGACAAUCAAGUUCCUCAAGGAGCAGCGCAAGGAGGUUGAUCCCAAUCCAGGCUUCAUCAAGCAGCUGCGUGAAGUCGAGAGGAAACGAAGCGGAAGGCCACCGAAAGAAUUUGUUGUGGAAGUUCACAAGAGUGGACAGAUCGUCGACACGAUCAACCCCUGCGAGAAAGAAGAGCUAAUUUUCGGUCGCCAAACAACUUGCGACGUCGUCUUGGAUCACGCAUCCAUAUCGAGACAGCACGCGAAAUUACUCUGGAGCGGAGAAAGUUUGCAUUUGGUCGAUAUGGAUUCGGUCCACGGAACUUUCGUGAACAAGAAAAGGGUCGGGAAGAACAGGCAAGAGCUCCAAGACGGUGAUUUUAUGGCGUUCGGUGCCAGCACAAGAAAAUAUGUGGUACGCGAGAUUUAAAAUGGGAAAAGAUGCACGGGGAUAUUCUCCUCGAUGUCUUUUA
This is a messenger RNA of Selaginella moellendorffii, 1220 nucleotides long. RefSeq names its product protein phosphatase Slingshot homolog. Gene Ontology annotation, biological process: protein dephosphorylation; negative regulation of MAPK cascade. Gene Ontology annotation, molecular function: MAP kinase tyrosine/serine/threonine phosphatase activity; protein tyrosine/threonine phosphatase activity; protein binding. Lineage: Eukaryota; Viridiplantae; Streptophyta; Lycopodiopsida; Selaginellales; Selaginellaceae. The transcript is spliced from 7 exons. The coding region runs from base 14 to 1177 and encodes 387 amino acids. Gene Ontology annotation, cellular component: cytoplasm. The record is from RefSeq and is a predicted model, not a curated record.